Molecule: messenger RNA, 2745 nt
Organism: Knipowitschia caucasica
Lineage: Eukaryota; Metazoa; Chordata; Actinopteri; Gobiiformes; Gobiidae
Source: the annotation of a GenBank genome assembly
AUGAAGAGCGCAACGAGGAUGGCCUUGGUCACCGGAGAGAUGAGCGACUGCAUGUCAGGGCAGAGCCGACAGAGCGGUGGGGCUCCGCGCUGUCCGAGCUCAGUCCGAGUCCUCCGCUCCUCACCUUCGCUCCUCUGGCAACUGUUGAGGACGAGCCCGCGGAUUAACGCGGACACGCACACGCACGGGCUCCCCAGCUACACGGACACUCCUGCUGCUGGCGCGCACAGAGUGGGGCUUCCCUUCACAGGCAGUACGUUGUUUACAAACGAGGCCAAUGGUGGGUGUUUGAGCUCUGAGACUGACAGUCAGGUCAGCACACAGAGUUGUGACUCCACUAUGAACACCGAGGAAAAGCUGGACCGGCUGCUGCUGAAGUGCAGCAGUGCAGGGCUGGACAUGGGGGGCAGAGUGGGCAGUGGACCGGGGCUGGUGGUCAUGACUCUCGGUGAGCGAUCUCUUGUGAACCAUCCCAUCCUUGCGGAGGAUGAUGAAGAUGAUGACGACGAUGACGAUUUGACUGGGAGCUCGCUGGUCACCCACGACCUGGUCCCUCCAGAGCAGCUCAUGAUGCAGGAGGAUUUAUCCAAGAGUGGUGCGGAUGAGGAGCCCGAAAGUGACGUCACAACACAGUUCCCUCUAAAACUGAAUAAGCUUCCAUGUUUGCUUCAUAUGCCGUUGACCAUAAAACAAGAAUUGAAGCUGACAGAGCCUUCACCCUUGAUUAAAAAAGACAAAAAAGCAGUAAAGGACCUAAUGUCACCCAAAAAGAAGAAAAGGAAGCAGCGCUCCCCAGCAAAGAUUCUGGCAGUGAAUGAGGACGGAUCAGUGGGAAUACAGAGCCCCAAGUGUCAUGUGUGCUUUCACUGUAACGCUUCAUUCAGAACCAACUAUCAUCUGCAGAGGCACGUCUUCAUCCACACAGGAGAGAAACCAUUCAAGUGCUCUCAGUGCGACAUGCGCUUUAUCCAGAAGUAUCUUCUACAGAGACAUGAAAAGAUCCACACUGGAGAGAAGCCUUUUCGAUGCGAUGAGUGUGGCAUGAGAUUUAUCCAAAAGUAUCACAUGGAACGGCACAAGAGGACACACAGCGGAGAGAAGCCUUACCAGUGUGAUUACUGUCACCAGUACUUUUCCAGGACAGACAGGGUUUUGAAGCACAGGAGAAUGUGCCAUGAGAACAAAGAGAGAAGAAGCAACAAGCCAGGCGGGAAAGUCGGACCUUCACAUGCACCAGAUUAUUUUAACAUCACGUUUCCUGCCAAAGAGUGCUCGCUGCCCAAAAAGAAGCGCCAAAAGUGCACUGAAAAAACACUGAGCCCUGAUAUUAUCGCUGCCACUCAGGCAGAAGGGCACACAGUUACUUUUGUAGAAACAGACGAGAAAGACGAGCACAGAGAAAGCAAAAUCGAAGGUACCCUUUACUCUGUGUCCUCUAAAGUUAAACAUGAGUAUGUGAUGGCAGACUACUCCAUGGAGCUUCAGGAGGAGUCCAGCCAACAUCAGGACAUAGAACUUUCAGAAGAGUCGACUCCUCACAAAUUAAUUCUGAAGAAAAUCUCAAAAAGAACAAUUGCACAGUCCAGUGAACAGGCCACUCCCGCUUUGCUCUUCUCUUCAAAGGAAGACGGUGAAGACAAAGUUACACAAUAUACAUUUGAAAUUGUGGAUAAGCAAAGCCUUUUGGAUGUAGAUGGAAAUACUGCACUUGAAUCAGUAGAAACUCUUCAAAGUGGCUCAACAAAGCCUGCACCAAGCAGCACGAAUUAUGAUGACGCCAUGCAGUUUCUAAAGAAGAAGAGAUACCUCCAUGCUGCUGUGACCAACAACAGUCGAGAUUACACCAGCAGCCUCUCGACUCAGACGCCUGUCAGUCAAACAGUAGUGUCCACUGUGAUCGAUGAGACUGUCCCUGCCACAAUACUAGAGCCUCAGCCUCUCAACUCUGACACCAGAGCCCAUGAGAAGAGUGUGCUCCCUGAUGAAGUCCUGCAGACGCUGCUCGACCACUACUCCAAUAAGGCCAACGGGCAGGCGGACAUCUCCUUCAGUGUAGCCGACACAGAGGUGACCUCCAGUAUAUCCAUCAAUUCAUCAGACGUGUCUGACAGCAGUCCUGUGGAGAGCCUUGCAGCUUCCUCUGCCCCUACUCAGCCUCCCACAGAGAAGGUCACUCUCCUGCAAGAAUAUUCCAAAUUCCUUCAACAAGCACUUGAAAGGACCAGCCAAAACGACAGCUACUUGACCAGUCAAAGCCUCAGCCUGGUCUCAGAGAGCCCUCCUCUUGCAGGACAGCCACUGUUUGCAACUGAGAAACAGUUCCCAUCUCCCAGCCGCUUCAAAUCAGGGAUGAGUUCUCCAUUGAGAUCAACUUUAGACAAGCCUCACUUUGGAUUACUGGUAGGGGUGGGGGACUCGCAGCACUCAUUUUCAUUUUCAGGUGAUGAGACCACACCCCCUUCAGCCGUGUCCCCCGCUGAUGAUGAUUUUUUGGAGCAGGUUUCGCCCAAAAAGUCCGACUCAACACAAGGGAUUCUUCAGACCUUUCAGAUAAGCUCAUUUGACCAGAACUUCAAGUCCCACUUCCAGACAUCGAGAUCUGGAUCCACCUCACAGUUUACUGUUGCCAAUGGACAGGUCAGUCUACGUGGACACGGCACAGACUUCUCAGAGUUCACUUUAGUUCGAGAAACCAGAUCACAACUCAACUCCUCCCCUGAUGUUUCUUCCAGUGAAACCUUCUGA